Molecule: messenger RNA, 1876 nt
Organism: Aspergillus wentii DTO 134E9
Lineage: Eukaryota; Fungi; Ascomycota; Eurotiomycetes; Eurotiales; Aspergillaceae
Exons: 3
Coding region: 95-1768 (557 amino acids)
Source: RefSeq, a predicted model, not a curated record
ACAUGAUCACCUGCUCCCCAUCUCUUUACUUACCUGCCUUCAUCUUGAGCAAUUUACUGUGAUCAAGAGUUUUGUCUAUUGAAGACAUCGGAUCAUGUUUGGCGCUUGGGCUGCUACGCUGAGCGCGCCUUCGGUGGGCACCGAGCCCGACAAGGAACGUCAGCCCCCAUCUGCUGCGACGCCGCUUGAUUUCCCUGUAUACAACCUCUUGGAUGCCACCGAAAAUGAAGCCGAAUGCACCUUGGAUGACCUAUAUCACGAUCUAGCCUCGAUCAAAAGGCCCCAGGAUAUCUCCGCAGAAAGAUUCAGGUCUCUUAAUCUCAAAGUGGAAUCGGAUAUUCCUGCUUCGCAUAUCGUUCCAGAGGCCUGCCAGGGUUCAUCUCCGCCGUUGCCGUGGGAAAAUGCUCCUCCCAGGGAUCCUGCAGAUGAGCCGAUUCUGAUGGAAAACCAAAACCCAUAUCCAUCAAAUGAGAGGUUUGAGGUUGUGAAAAAUGAACUGUUGUUGGACAAUGAUGAUGCGUUUCGAGAGGUUGGGAGGUUGGCCCCUCGCGAGGGUCGUCAACGGGUUCGAGUGACCCAAACGAGAAAAUUCUGGACAGGACUGGAACGAAUGGCGCAGUAUUGGGACACUAGCCUGGAUAAUUACUACGAACGCCCUGCCACACCACGACAAACGCCAGAUGAGGAAACGGGGGACAAGAUGCAGGUAGAUGACCAAAUCCAGGCUUCCAAAGGAGCUGAGAAAUCAGACACGUCCAUGGAGGUUGACAAUCCUCCAGCCACACAAGCCGCUGGUGACAAACCUCAGCCCGAGGAAGAAUCAGGACGGCCAUCAGUUGCUGUGUAUACUGGACGCCGUCACGGCACCGGUAGCGAAAUGCCAGAGGAUGCCCGUGACGAAACUAUCCGGGCAUUUGCCGAAAUGGCUGCCUGGCCUUUUGGGUGCCAGGUCACAGUUCCAAUGAUUCCCCCGAGACUGACCGUCAAGUCCAUGCUGUUCCCCGUUCGACAUUCCUUUUUCUCCGCUCGAUCCCCCAAGGACCGACAGCUGGCUCGAAGUGGCAUCAUGGAAGGACCUAUUUUAGUUGCACAAUGUCGGACUGAGACAUCAUUCCGCGGACCAGAGGAAGCCCCUGGCUCAGGGAUAGGAGAGAUUAGCGAUAUCUACCGUGAAGUUGGCGGUAUGCUUCUGGCAGCACAAGAACGAGCACGAGAGGGCUCGACUGAAGUCAGACCGGGUGAGGGCCAGUGGUGGACGACGACACCUCGAUGGGGUGGUGCACCAAACGAUGGAAUGGAGGAAGAGACCAGCAAUGAGGAGGACAAACCUACGGCGGAGACUAUGAAGGCGCGCAAACGCUCCAAAUUCGACCAUCCCUUUACGGCAUCGCGUCGACCGGGGGCUCCUCGGAAACUGACAAACAAUGAAAAGUGGAAGCUUGUCCAACCCGGACCCAGUCUGUGGGAUAGGAGAAUGCGAUAUAUUCAGCUUGGGAAGAACCGGGAGAGUGCAUUUGACGAUAUAUAUAUGCUGUCAUCUAUCAACCACCACCUUGCGAUUCUGCAUUUACGAGUCCACCGUCGAUAUCUUGAUAUAGUUACUACAGGGAGUAGCGACUUCCCGGCAGUGUCCGACGUACCAGACCAGCCAUGGCAUGUAUUGAAGUUGCGCCGGACACGAUGGUAUAAUCUGUUUGAUGUGAAAGACCGUAUUGAAGCAUUCGAAGGUGUCUGGGGAAUAUUCCAUCACUCCGUGCGAAAGCCUUGAACGUGAUAUUAUUCGAUAGUUACACGUAUAUACCUAAUCCUUGGAUAUAUUAAGAUAAUCACCUUGAUUGGAUGGAUAGAAUAGCAGGUAACCAUUAACCAAGAACAA